This is a messenger RNA of Hordeum vulgare subsp. vulgare (domesticated barley), 780 nucleotides long. RefSeq names its product histone H1-like. The record is from RefSeq and is a predicted model, not a curated record. Gene Ontology annotation, molecular function: double-stranded DNA binding; structural constituent of chromatin; nucleosomal DNA binding. Lineage: Eukaryota; Viridiplantae; Streptophyta; Magnoliopsida; Poales; Poaceae. Bases 127 to 624 code for a protein of 165 amino acids. Gene Ontology annotation, biological process: chromosome condensation; negative regulation of DNA recombination; nucleosome assembly. The transcript has 2 exons. Gene Ontology annotation, cellular component: nucleosome; nucleus.
CUCAUAAGCCUCGACCCGGUUCUCUCGAAACCAUCCACCACUCGAGCUCUCUUUUCUGAAGCCGCAAGCGAGCACACAGCACAAGUAGCAGUUUCCCUGUCAGAUAUUUUCUUCGGUUUAGCCACCAUGACUGCCAUGGCCAAGCCCGCCGCCUCGGCGCCCAAGCCGAAGAAGCCCUCCGCCCACCCGACAUACUUCGAGAUGAUCAAGGAGGCGAUCGCGGCGCUCAAGGACAGGACCGGGUCGAGCUCGGUCGCCAUCGCCAAGUACAUCGAGGAGAAGCACGGCAAGGCUCUCCCGGCCAACUUCAAGAAGAUGCUCUCCGUCCAGCUCCGCGCGUCCGCCGCCAAGGGCAAGCUCGUCAAGGUCAAGGCCUCGUACAAGCUCUCCGACGCCGCCAAGAAGGACGCGCCCAAGGCCAAGAAGGAGGCCGCGAAGCCCAAGAAGAAGGCGGCCGCGAAACCAAACAAGGCCGUCGCCGCCGCCGGCACGAAGCGCAAGGCGCCCGAGAAGAAGAAGCUGGUCGCCAAGGCCAAGAAGUCGCCUGCGGCCAAGUCCAAGCCGAAGCCGAAGACCGUCCGUUCCCCGGCCGCCAAGAAGGCCCGGAAGGUCGCCGCCGCUUGAUCUGAUCUGCUCUGAUAGGUCGUUUUAGGUGUGCUUUGGUGUUCAGGAUCUGUACAAAAAUGAUGCCUCAUCCUCCCUGUAUCGUGGGUGGUGUCUAGUGUCUGAAAUUGUUCAAAUGAAUUUGCAGUUUCCCAAUUUCUACAUGUUUAUUCCUAA